Brassica napus (rape) is the source of this 2385-nucleotide messenger RNA. RefSeq lists its product as uncharacterized. The coding region runs from base 1 to 2385 and encodes 794 amino acids. The record is from RefSeq and is a predicted model, not a curated record. The transcript is spliced from 8 exons. Lineage: Eukaryota; Viridiplantae; Streptophyta; Magnoliopsida; Brassicales; Brassicaceae.
AUGUUACCAGCGGAUAACGUUCUUCAUUCAUCAUUUUAUGAAGUGAAAAAAUUCCUGAAGUCGUUUGAUAUGGGUUAUGAGAAGAUUCACGCGUGUGUCAAUGACUGUUGUCUAUUCCGAAAGAAGUUGAAGAAGCUCGAUAGUUGUCCUAAAUGCAAGGCUUCAAGGUGGAAGAUUAAUCUGCAUACUGGUGAGGUCAAGAAAGGUGUCCCACAGAAGUUAUUAAGAUACUUUCCAAUAAUCCCAAGGCUGAAGAGGAUGUUCAGGUCUCAAGAAAUGGCAACAAACUUAAGGUGGCAUGCUAGUAACAAGAGCAGCGACGGGAAACUCAGACACCCCGUAGAUUGUGUGACAUGGAAACAAAUGGACGCCAAAUAUCCCACAUUUGCUGCUGAAGAAAGAAACAUACGGCUGGGGCUCUCCACGGAUGGGUUUAAUCCUUUCAGCAUGCAGAACAGCAAGUACAGUUGUUGGCCGGUGCUGCUAGUGAACUACAAUUUGCCUCCUAAUCUAUGUAUGAAGAAGGAGAAUAUCAUGCUAACCUUGCUCAUUCCUGGUCCACAACAGCCGGGUAACAGUAUUGACGUCUACUUAGAGCCAGUAAUAGAGGAUUUGAACCAGUUGUGGAGAAAAGGAGAGUCUGCAUAUGAUGUGUUGAGUAAUUCUGUGUUUACUCUCAAAGCAAUGCUGCUAUGGACUAUUAGCGAUUUCCCUGCCUACGGAAAUCUUGCUGGAUGCAAAGUGAAGGGUAAAAUGGGUUGUCCUGUAUGCGGAAAACACACUGAUAGUGUGUGGAUGAAGUUCUGCAGGAAGCAUGUUUAUAUGUCCCAUAGAAAGCGUCUCCCACCAACGCAUAGAAUACUAUCUGGUCAAGACAUUUCCAGUAACCUGAAGAACUUUGUCAACAAUUUUGGGAAUGUUAAAGCAUCUGGAGCAAAGAGAAAGAGGACAGUCAGUGUUGAAGAAGACUGUGACAUGGGAGACGAUUCUAGUGAAUCCAAGGCAGAGGAAGAAGAUGAACUUCCUGUGAGGCAUAACUUGGAUGUAAUGCACAUAGAGCGAAAUGUGGCAAAGAUCAUUGUGUCCACGUUACUGCAUUGUGGGAAUUCAAAGGAUGGUCUCAAUACUCGCAAAGAUAUGGAACAUUUAGGUAUUAGGAAGGAUCUGCACCCCAAGGCGAAAGGGAAAAGGACUUACUUACCCGCAGCACCUUGGUCUUUGUCCAAGUCUGAGAAGAAGUUGCUUCCGGUUGCAGUUAGAGGGUUAUUGCCUAAAGGCAUUAGACUAUCAAUACUACGCAUGUGUGCAUUCUUCAACCGUGUAUGUAAAAGAGUUAUAGAUAUAGAGCAGAUUUCAGUAAUGGAAGCUGAGAUUGUAGAAACUCUCUGCAUGUUUGAGAGAUUUUUUCCUCCUAGUUUCUUCGACAUUAUGGUUAAUUUGACGGUACAUCUAGGAAGGGAAGCUCGGCUCUGCGGUCCAGUCCACUUUCGUUGGAUGUAUCCUUUUGAGAGGCACAUGAAGAUACUGAAAGACUUCGUUAGAAAUCAUGCAAGGCCAGAAGGUUGUAUCGCUGAGUUCUAUCUUGCAGAAGAGUGCAUGCAGUUCUGUAGUGAGUUUCUUAAGAAGACAACAAGUGUGGAGGAGAAAUUAGAUAUGAAUACUGACUAUGAGAGCCAGUCGAUCUUAGAGGGACAUCCAAUUUCGGCAGCCAGAUCAAUUGAUCUGUCUGAAAUGGAGAAGAAAACGAUCCACCUUGCCGUCAUUCAGAACACAGCUGUUGUCGAGCCUUAUGUUGAUAUGCAUCUACAACAUCUACAAGAGACAAAUGGAAGAUGUAGACGAGAUGCAACGUAUUUGUGGAGUACACAUACUCUGAAUUUUGCUUCUUGGUUAAAAGAACAGAUACCUAUUGAUUCUGGAACACAUGAUGAAACUCUAAAAUGGUUGGCAUAUGGACCUCGGACUAAUGCAAGAUCGUACACAGGCUAUAUAGUUAAUGGACAGCGGUUUCACACACACUCAGUUCAUAAGCAAACCCAAAACAGCGGAGUAUUUUACGAGGCUACUGCAAUGUGUAGAGCGAUAAGAGGAAACAAAGUUAAGGUGGAGGAUGGGUUCACACUUGUUAACUUGAAUCAGUCUCACGUUUCGUUUAAUACGGAUCCCUACAUUCUAACUUCGCAGGCAAAACAAGUGUUUUACUCAAGGGAGAAUGACACCUCGAGCUGGUAUGUUGUACUAAAAGGUCAAUCAAGAAGAUACAGUGAAGCAGACGAAGAAGAAGUCAACCCAUAUAUUGGACCACUGCCAUCAUCUAUUGACAUGGAAGUUGAAAUAGAAGACGCUCAUAAUGCCAGAGUUGAUUGUGAAGGCAUAUAUGUGUGA